AUGAUUUCCCGCCGCCGAAUGGUGGUCCCGAUCACAAAGAAAUGGGAAUCGACUAUGGCUCGGAUUCAGAUUGUUCGCCAGGAUAAGGUGGUGCAGCUACUUGCCUUCCUCAACGACUUUAGUCAUGGAAGGUGUCUGAACUUUGUGCUGAAGAGUACCGACACUCUGGAGGGCUUCAACCGAUCAGGGAAGUUCUGUGUCCGCAUCGUGGACGCCAAAUUCGCCCUGCCCAAGACCGACGAUGAUCCAGCAUCCGACUUUGUCUGCUUGGACAUGCCCGACUAUCCCAGCGAGCAUGACGAUAUCGCCAUCGCAUUUGACUCGGAAGCUGAUCGGAGCAACUUCCAGGCGGCCGUUCCCGGGUCAAUACGUGAACCAUCUAGGAUGGGCUCGCUGCGGCGGUAG
This is a messenger RNA of Aspergillus calidoustus, 405 nucleotides long. The record is from the annotation of a GenBank genome assembly. Lineage: Eukaryota; Fungi; Ascomycota; Eurotiomycetes; Eurotiales; Aspergillaceae.